Molecule: messenger RNA, 633 nt
Organism: Dibothriocephalus latus
Lineage: Eukaryota; Metazoa; Platyhelminthes; Cestoda; Diphyllobothriidea; Diphyllobothriidae
Source: the annotation of a GenBank genome assembly
AUGGUUUACCACACAUUUGAUGACAAACUUUACUCCUGGUAUCAACGUUGCGUGCUCCUGUUCUUUGAGCCUUUUGUUACCAAGAAGAUUUAUUUCUAUGGAGAUCACGAUUACGUGAAACGGAAAGAAAAUGUGCUGUUCAUGUGCAAUCACCAGUCAUCAGUUGACUGGGUAAUAUGCAACAUGAUUAUCGCUCGUCAGGGAGGCAUUGGCCGUCUUCGAUUUAUUCUGCUCAAUAUGCUGAAGUACAUUCCGGUCUUUGGAUAUUACUUUUACCAGCACUGUUUUAUCUUUGUGAAUCGGGAUAACUUCGCCGUACACAGGGCAGUUGCAACCAUGGAUUAUAUAAAGGAAAAGGAGCUUUCGUGCUGGGUGGUGACUUUUCCCGAAGUCGAUCGUUACAAUCCCGAGAAACCCAGACUCAUACAAGAAAGCCGUAGCUUUGCGAAGUCCAAGGGUCUUCCAACCUUCGACUAUCAUCUGACGCCACGCGUUCGCGGAGUGGAAGUUGUAAUAAAUAACAUGCGCACUCACCUGGAUGCCGUCUAUGAUGUCACGGUUGUUUUCGGUGACGAGAACGGGCGCUGUCUGGACAAAAAGAGGCCCAUGCCCGGCCUGUUCUGUAAGUUUUGA